AUGGCCAUCGAUGUUCGCAUCUUGCUGUCUCUGGCGCUCUUGGCCGUCUGGAUGGACCCGACCGCGGCCGACGGGAGCCAGGUCGACUCGGUGAGCGAGCCAUUCCACGGCGAAAUUAGCAGAGGGGUCGAACGAAGAGACGAGGCGGUGGCCCUCGAAGUGGCCAAGCCGCCCAGGACCCGCCGACUUACCAAGAAAAAGGCGCUCGCAACCACCGAGGAACCGCGUUUCAUCGGGUACUGGUCUAACCUAUCAAAACAAAUCGUCGACUCUGUCAUGGGUUGGAAAGGUGACAACUCAAAAAAUUUGGAUCAAAAACAGCUCCCCAAUCUGCCCAACCAGCCGGCUCGAGGGCUGCCCCAUGGCAGGAUUGGAGCGAAUCGUGUCAAGCUUUCCACGGAGACGAAGCACAAACACCCACCACGCCACCACCAGCCACGUCGUGGCAACUUGGCGUACUGGGUCCUCGAAUUUUUGGCCGCCGCCAAAGCAGCAGUCGUGACGGAAUGA
Molecule: messenger RNA, 510 nt
Organism: Aphanomyces invadans
Lineage: Eukaryota; Oomycota; Saprolegniomycetes; Saprolegniales; Verrucalvaceae
Exons: 2
Coding region: 1-510 (169 amino acids)
Source: RefSeq, a predicted model, not a curated record